GUUUCUCUCGACUACUUAUAAUGCAUGCAAUAAGCAACUUUUUCUUAAAGCACUCUUAAAACUCCCAUCUGUUGAUAGCAAAAUGAAGUCAAAGGGUAGAGCUACCAUUGAGGUUGGAGCUGAUGGAGUUGCUGUCAUCACCAUUAAUAACCCUCCUGUCAAUUCUCUUUCAUUAGAUGUUUUGUACAGCUUGAAAGAGACAUUUGAGGAAGCCUUUAGGAGAGAUGAUGUGAAGGCAAUUGUUAUUACAGGUUAUCAUGGCAAGUUCUCUGGUGGUUUUAAUAUCUCUUCCUUUGCUGACCUACAACAAGGAAAAGUGGCACAACCAAAACCUGGUUAUAUAUCUCUGGAUAUGCUCACUGACACUGUAGAAGUUUCAAAAAAACCUUUAGUAGCGGCGAUUGAUGGUCAUGCUUUGGGUGGAGGACUUGAAAUUGCAAUGUGUUGUCAUGCUCGGAUUUCCACUACGAAUGCAAAACUUGGAUUGCCAGAACUUCACCUUGGUAUAAUUCCUGGAUUUGGAGGUACUCAGAGGCUUCCACGCCUCGUGGGACUUGCUAAGUCCCUAGAAAUGAUGCUAACAGCAAAAACUGUUAAAGGGGAUGAAGCUCUUGACCUUGGCCUUGUUGAUGCUAUAGUUUCAUCGAACCAAUUAUUGGAUACUGCUCGUAAAUGGGCACUUGAUAUAUGGGAGCACAAAAGACCUUGGAAUAUUGCCAGUCUUUACAGAACUGACAAGAUGGAGUCUCUUGGUGAGGCAAGGGAAAUACUUAAGUUUGCUAGAGCUCAAGCCAUUAGAAUAGCUCCAAAUCUCUAUCAUCCCUUAGCAUACGUUGAUGUUGUUGAAGAGGGUAUAGUGUCCGGUCCACGUGCUGGACUUAUUAAGGAGUAUGAAACAUUCGAAGUUCUUAUACGUUCAGCCACUUGCAAGGCCUUAGUCCACAUUUUCUUUGCCCAACGCGGAACCAUGAGGGUUCCAGGGGUCACUGAUUUGGGGUUAGUGCCACGACACGUUAAAAAGGUUGGAAUUCUUGGAGGUGGAUUAAUGGGUUCUGGAAUUGCAACAGCAUUGCUCCUUAGCAACUAUCCUGUGAUCCUGAAAGAAGUAAAUGACAAAGUCCUAGAGGCUGGGAUUGAGAGAAUUAAAGCAAAUUUGCAAAGCCGCGUCAACAAAAGAAAAUUGAGUCAAGAGAAGUUUGAAAAAGUUCUCUUCCUACUCAUUGGUACUCUUGAUUAUGAGAGCUUCGGAGAUGUUGACAUGGUCAUUGAGGCUGUCACAGAGGACUUAUCUUUAAAGAAGCAAAUAUUUACGGAUUUAGAGAAGUACUGCCCUCCACAUUGUAUACUUGCUAGUAAUACCUCUACAAUUGACUUGAAUUUGAUUGGGGAGAAGAGAAAAUCUCCGGAUCGUAUUAUUGGAGCUCACUUUUUCAGUCCUGCUCAUGUUAUGCCACUUCUGGAAAUUGUUCGCACCCAAAAGACAUCUCCACAAGUAAUUGUAGACUUGCUUGAUGUUGGAAAGAAGAUAAAGAAAACCCCAGUAGUAGUAAGGAACUGCACUGAUUUUGCUGUCAAUAGGAUGUUCUUUCCUUGCACCCAAGCUGCUCUUUGGCUUGUCGAACAUGGAGCAGACAUAUACUGCAUCGAUAAAGCCUUCACUAAAUUUGGAAUGGCUAUGGGCCCUUUCAGGUUGUUUGAUCUUGUUGGUUUCAAUGUUGCAAUUGCUAGUGAAGCUCAAUUUGUAUCGAGCAUGCCCGACAGAAUUAAGUCAAUGCUUAUUCCACUAAUGCAACAAGAUAAAAGAUUAGGUGAAACGACUCGAAAAGGCUUCUACUUAUAUGAUGAAAGACGCAAAGCCAAUCCUGAUCCAGAAAUUAAGAAAUACAUUGAGAAGGCAAGAGAAAUUUCUGAUGUCAGCAUUGAUCCUAAGCUGGAAAAACUCUCGUACAAGGACAUCAUUGAAAUGAUUUUUUUCCCUCUAGUUAAUGAAGCAUGUAGAUUACUUGCUGAAGGCAUUGCUGUCAAAGCUUCUGAUCUUGACAUUGCUUCUGUCAUGGGCAUGGGAUUUCCUCCUUACAGGGGAGGGAUCAUAUACUGGGCAGAUACUCUUGGAUCCAAAUACAUUUGUUCAAGAUUGGAUGAGUGGGCAAGAAUUUAUGGAAACUUUUUCAAGCCAUGCGACUACCUUGCUGAAAAAGCUGCUAGGGGGUUUCCUCUGAGUGGAACGAUGGAUCCUGCAAAGUCGCGGUUAUAAAGACCAAUUAGCUUUUGAGCAAUUUUUUUCAUUUAAGAACUAUGUUGUCUGUUUACUGUGAUCUCUUGGAUGGUUGUAUGAAUAUGGUCAAUAAUAAUGUAUUAAUGGAGAAUGAAUGAAUUGUUGUAAAAUAAAAGGAAAAACAAAAAUACUAAACAAGAAAGGAAGACAAAUGGUAAUGAAUAGUAUAAUAUAGAGAGUGUUAAUUAA
This is a messenger RNA of Solanum dulcamara, 2464 nucleotides long. Its product is annotated as peroxisomal fatty acid beta-oxidation multifunctional protein MFP2-like. Gene Ontology annotation, biological process: fatty acid beta-oxidation. The transcript has 18 exons. The record is from RefSeq and is a predicted model, not a curated record. Gene Ontology annotation, cellular component: peroxisome. NCBI's taxonomy places the organism in Eukaryota, Viridiplantae, Streptophyta, Magnoliopsida, Solanales, Solanaceae. The coding region runs from base 83 to 2254 and encodes 723 amino acids. Gene Ontology annotation, molecular function: NAD+ binding; (3S)-3-hydroxyacyl-CoA dehydrogenase (NAD+) activity.